Molecule: messenger RNA, 5151 nt
Organism: Fusarium tjaetaba
Lineage: Eukaryota; Fungi; Ascomycota; Sordariomycetes; Hypocreales; Nectriaceae
Exons: 1
Coding region: 1-5151 (1716 amino acids)
Source: RefSeq, a predicted model, not a curated record
AUGGCUCCCAACAUGAACUGGCGAGCCGUGAUGGCUUCACUCUUACUCCUAUAUCCUGGCCCAUCCCAUACUCUGCCCUGCGACAGUGAGCCCAACCAGCAAACUGGCAUGCUCUAUGCUGGAGGCUGUCCUCUUCCUGGUGUAUGUACAUGGGGAAGCUGUACAAGCGUCACGAUCGGACUCGACCCUACACAAUGCGGGAAGCGCGGCAACUCAUGCAAAGCUGGAGAGCUCUGCGUCGCUGGUGGAUGCUAUCCUCUUGAUGGAUCAAAUAGCGACAGCUGCACCUCCUCAUCAGGCUCCAAUAGCUCUGGCCCAUGUCAGCCGGGCCAAUGGUGCGAUGAUGGAAAGUGUUCCCCAAUCCAAGUGACGGCAAAUUCUCGUCGCUGCGGCAGCACAAACACACAGUGCGGACCUGGUUCCCUUUGUGUUAACGAUCGAUGCCAAAGGUUGGCCAUUGGCUCAGAUCCCAAUUCAUGCGGUUCUUCAAAUACGACCUGUGCCUCAGGCAACUGGUGCCUCGACGGAUCAUGUGUGUCUUUUCAGCUCGGUACCAACGUCCAGUCCUGCAAGAGCAGCAGUGAAUGCUCCCUUGGCACGUCGUGCCAAGGCGGUUACUGCCGUCAAGCCUUCAUCUCAACCGACACUUAUAACUGCGGCCUGGGAGCCAACCCAAAGAACUGUACGGAUGGGCAACUAUGUGUUUCUGGGAAAUGCCUUUCGCUCAACAUUACCACGGGCACUUCCUCCAGUUGUGGCUCUAAUGGAAGGUGCCAACCAGGAUCUUAUUGCUCAAACAACGAGUGUGCACCUAUCCAGGUCUCAACCGACUUGUCGCAGUGCGGAAGCAGCUCAGAAUCCUGCGGAAGCAACCGGGUGUGCGUCUCGGGUCAGUGUAUCAGCAACCUGGUUCACCAAUCCAACAAUCCUAGGGUCGCCUGUGGUGCUGGGUCUGGAGGUCCUGGAGCACGUAUUCCCGAUGCAGAUGGGGAUGGAGACACACAGUCGAAUGACGAAGGUAGUUCCUCUGGAGCAAGCGGCAGCUCUGGCGGCAGUGAUUCGAAUAGCAAUGGCUCGGGAGACAAUGCCUCCGGCCGAAAUGGAGGAUCUUCUGAUGGAAGUGGCCAAGACAAUGCACCCGCCAAUGGAGAUUCGCAGUCGUCAGAUGGUUCCAACGGUGGAGACGCCUCUGGCGAUAGCGACUCAUCGCAGGGAAAUGGUGCAACCUCAGGCGAUGCUGGGCAAGGGGGAGGUGACACAGCUGCUGGAGGUGGCGACGACACAGACGGCUCUUCCGGAAAUACUUCUCCUUCCAAUUCAAAUUCUGGCUCAGGAAAUGGAGAUGGACAAGCAGACCAAGAUGGGUCUGAUCAAAAUGGCGAUGACGGAGCCUCGCCAGGCCAGGACGGAGGAGACAAUGGCUCCGGGUCACCAGCUUCGACUUGUGACCCAGCCUGUACUGGCAACACUGUCUGUAUCAACAACCAAUGCGCUUCAGUUCAAGACCCGUCAUCUUGCGGCACAACCUCUAGUCGUCUCCUGCGUCUGCUUCGGAGACAAGCGACAUCAGCCUGCCAGCCAGGAUUUGCUUGCAUUAACAACGAGUGUGUACCGGCCGACGGCCCGGUCAACUGCGGCGCAUCAGGUGUCAAUUGCCCCAUCAACUAUGCUUGUAUCCAAGAUUCCUGCGUGGCUCUUAGCGACCCAACUUCUUGCGGAGGUGAAACUUGCAGCAGUGAUGAAGUAUGUAUUGGCAACAUCUGUACGCCAAGUCCAGGUCUAGCUAGCUGCAAUGGAGUUGCUUGCCCUACUGGUGAGACAUGCCAAGAUGGAGCUUGUGUUCCCAUCGAUGGCACAGGCUCAGGUUCAAACGGAGGCGGAGGAACCCAGGGAGGCGGUUCAAAUAAUGGGGUCGACGAUGGAUCUCCCUCUUCAAGUGGUGGAAACGGGAACGGCGACAACACAGGUGGGGAAGGUCAGGGCAGCGGGGGCUCCUCUGAUGGGGAUGGCUCUUCUGGUGACGGGUCGCAGACUGGCAGUACACAAGGACAAGGCUCUGGCGGUGACGAUCCUGGGGAUUCUGGGUCAGACUCUGACUCUGGUAGUGGCUCUGGAUCUGGAGAUGGCUCAGGCUCCGACUCAGGCUCCGGCUCCGGUUCAAGCGAUGGCUCUUCUGAUGGCGCUUCUGACGGUGGAAGCUCAGGAUCUGGGACAAGUCCAGGAAGCGGAAGUGGAUCCGGAAACGGAUCAAAUUCAGGGUCUGAUUCGCCGGCAGGCAAUGGUUCAGGUUCUGGAUCUCCGGGAGGUAAUGGGUCCGGAUCAAAUGGUGGAGACGGUGACGGCAACGGCACUGGAUCUGAGCCCGGUUCCGGCUCAUCACCAGGCAAUGGUUCAGAUGGCAGUGGAAACGGUUCAACAACAACGCGCCAACCAGCACUUACGGCCAGACCACAAGGUAAUGUCCCUGGUGGUGGUGAUCCCGAUGCCGACAAUACCUCCGAUAGUGGUAAUACAGGGUCAAAUGGCAGACAGACCUCUAGUACACAAGCUGGAGCCCGCCCAAGCCAAACUGGUAGCCAAGGAAAUGGCUCUGGAGGUGGUGGAUCUGGAGGUAGCAACGGGUCCAGCAGCCGGUCGCAAUCAGCAUCCUCUCCGAAUCAAACUGGUGGCACGGAAGGAGGUGGUACAGGCGGCGAGGGCGGCCCUGAUUCGAGUGAUCCUGUGUCAAAUGAUGGCUCAGAAGCAACAUUGGGAGCGUCUGUAUCCGGUGGCUCUUCACUUUCAGGACUAGGUGGAUCAGGAGCGACAGGAUCAACAGGCCAGACAUUACCAACUUCGGUUCUAUCCGACGGGGCACCAAUCGUCAACCCUGGCCCUGGCUCAACGGGGGCAUCUGGAAGAUUGACAACAUCGACUUCGAGGCAGAUUGGAAGCCCUGAAGGAAACCCUACGGGUGGUGGGGAUGAAGACCCAUCGCCAACAGAUAGCAGUGGUGGUGGUAACAUAGGCACUCAAGGGUCAGAAGGAUCAAGUAUACUGUCGACGGAUAACGGGGGUGCUUCCGCUACUGAUGAUAAUGGAGGCGGCACUGGCACAGCAACUCAAGGCUCAGGCACUUCAAAUACUGCUGCCAGCCAGCCAAACUCCUCAAACACAGCUGGAUCUGGAACAGGCGGUGGGCAACCUUCAAGCACUGAUGGCGGCCCUAACGCCGGAGGUCAGACAAGUGCAAGUGGCAGUCAACCUUCAGCGACGACUUCACUGGGAGCCGACCCAAGCCAAGGGGCUGGAACGACUGGUUCUUCCAAUGGCCAGUCGACUGGUGAACAGUCUUCAUCUGUCACAACUACAGGCCAAGACCCGUCACCCACUGAUGGAUCCCCCACAUCCUGCUCGGAUGUCAGUGACUGUGUCGUUGAUACUGAGCUCUGUGUUUCCGGAGGACUCAACAUCUGCGCCUGCGUGAACGCAGUAUGUGUCCCGAGCACCGACCCAGAUGGUGCUUCCACUACAGGAGGUGCUGGCUCUACCGCGGCAUCUGGAACCGAGGGCAGCAAUCCUUCAUUGCCGACCGAGAGUGGAGGAGGGACACCUUGCAGUGACGAUGAUGACUGCUUGGCCGAUGUCUCGUUGUGUUUGAGCGGCGUACUCAAUCUGUGCACUUGCGUUAAUGCAGUAUGUGUUAGAGACACUACAACGAGUGGCUCUCAAGUGUCAAGCACGGUUUCUGGCAAUAAUCCAGGGUCUGACGGCGGCGCAUCAGUAACUACAACAGCUGAUGAGCCGGCUAGACAGACAGGAUCAGCAUGUUCUACCAGUGACGACUGCGUGGCCGACGUAGCAUUAUGUCUGGUCGGUGGGCUCAACUUGUGUGUCUGUGUGGACGCUGUAUGUCAGCUUGGCCCUGACUCGAAUAGUGGUGGAGGCGGCGAUGAUGACCCAACUCCGACAGCCGGGGCACCAGCAGCCCAAACAUCAGUACCGUGUUCAAAUGCUGAUGAUUGUACAGCUUCCCUCGGGUUGUCUGUCUUGGGAAUCUACGUUUGUGUGGACCUCAUUUGCCAGCUUCAGCCAACUGCCAACCCUACGAAUGGAGGUACUACAGCUUCGCAAACAGGCUCCAUCGCGAUUCCCACCAUCACCGCACCUAUAGAUUGUUCGACAGAUCAAGACUGCGUGGCAGCAUUGGGAGCCGACGCGUUAGGAAUCUUUGCGUGCAUAGAUCUCUUAUGUGAGCAGACGGCUACAGCUUCUGGAGCUGGUGCUGCUGCUACCCAGCCUGCCGCGUCUGUACAAGGAACUGACGUCGAGUGCUCGACGGACCAAGACUGUGUCGCUGCCAUUGGCGCUGGGGCUCUUGGUAUCUUCGCAUGUGUCAAUCUUCUUUGCCAACAGACAGCAACAGCCAGCGUUGCUGGUACAGCGACCAACACUGGGGUUUCUGCUUCGGGAUCUACAAUUGACGUUGAGUGUGAUACCGAUCAAGACUGUGUUGUCGCUCUCGGCUCCCAGGCGUUGGGGUUAUUUGUCUGUGUCAACGCUCUCUGUCAAGAAACCACCACAACUGCUGGCGCUGGGCCUUCGACAACUCAGCCCCCUUUUCCGGGAGCCACGACCGACAUCGAGUGCUCGACAAACCAGGACUGUGUCGCAGCAAUUGGCGCAAAUGCUUUGGGGAUCUUUGCUUGUAUAGAUUUGAUUUGUCAACAGACGGCAAACCCAAGCAGCGGUUUCGUCACUGUAACAUCGGACAAUGCACCAGCCACAACUAGCUCGGAAACACCAUGUUCUGACGACAGCGACUGUACAGUCGCAGGUCAGACAUGCGCCGCCGAUGGUUUUUGCAGGGAAUCGUCGCCCAGUACUGGUAACGGGGGUACCAUCUCCUGUUCCGAUAAUGUUGACUGCCUCUUAUCUCUGCAGCCUCUUUGUGUCCUUGGCCUCUGCGUUUGCGUGGAUGCGGUUUGCGGUCCACCGGUAGACGUCGAUACAUGCACGACAACCGCGCAGUGCAGCGCUGGACAAACUUGCCAACAAGAAGUCUGCGUCGAUGAUGUAUCUUGUUCUACGGAAGAUGACUGUCUGGCAAACCUCGACUUGUGUACGUCACUGGGAAUCUGUGCUUGCGUCAAUGGAUUGUGUACCUUGUAA